UCUGCCUGGACUCCUCUCACACAGACUGAGCUCCUGUCUGCAUUGUCUGCACUUCAGAGAAACCAGCAGCUGUACAAUCCAGACUCACUGCAAACUCCAGACUCAUUAGCAAUACAGUUAUUUUUUUCUGUAGGUUACCAAGUCCAGCUGAUGAAUGGAUCGCAAAGCUGCGUACGCUUCAUUGGUGGAAGGGGUGCAACACUUUGACUUUACUGGAGAAUCCAUUCCUUGCAAUCUGAUAGCCACAGGAGAUGAUGCCUUCCCAGUUGCCGUGACUCCGAGUGGGGAUGUCAUGAUCGCGGCCUCUCGGUAUGGCAAGGGUCGGAUGGUGGUCCUACCUCACGAAGUCUACAUGAUGAUUCCCAGAUUUACCAGAUUCAUUCAAAAUGCAGUAAACUGGCUCAAACCAUCACCAGAUGCACUGGUUGGUCUCCACAGCAGCCUAGGGUAUUCAGCCACUGAGCUCUCUAGCACAGGAACCAAGGUUAAGAUCAAUGACACUUAUAUUGAGGGAAUGGGGGUUUACUGCAUGAGUGCAUAUGAUGACACCCAGGCUGCAGAGCUCCUCAGCUUUGUAAAGGAAGGGGGCGGCCUGCUCAUUGCUGGUCAUGCUUGGCACUGGUCUUAUUCACAUACAACUGAAAAUGUGUUUUUCUCUUUUAAUGGGAACAAAAUUACCAGUGCGGCUGGCAUUUAUUUCACAACCGAAUAUGGACAGAGGAUCGUCUGUCCUGUCCAGAGUGAAAUACCAACAAGCUCACUGUCAGUUAGUGAAGAGUACAAAACAAAGUUUCUGGAGUCAGUUUUCCUCUUUCUGAAACAAGGGGUCGGCUCGAUUGAUUCACUCACAAUGUUUCUGCUGACUGCAGACAAAGACCACAUGGAACAGGACUAUAAGAAAAUCAGGAGCAUGAUUGAAGAAGCUACCCAGAGCGUGUCGAAAGCAGAGACAGUUUCCAAAUAUCAACUCGCAAAGGUUGAUGAAAAAUAUUUGGUGUUAACUACAGAGAAGAGCAAUCUAGAAAGGGAACAAACCAACAAGACAACAGAAUUGAAUAAUCUGAAAACCAGCCUUGCAUCUCACAAUGAAAACUUGACGAACAGUAGACAUGCUUUGGAGGAGGCAAAUCGACACAAACAAACUGCACAACGAGACCUUGAUAAUGCCAGAGCAAAGUAUCGUCAAGAAGAAGAGAAAAGGAACAUCGGAAUUGGAUUGAUGUUCAUACCCUUUUUUGGGCCAAUAAUUGGAGGCACCAUGAUUGGCAUCUCUCAAACGGCCAUGAACAAUGCAGCGGAUGUUACCAGGCAUGCAGAAGCUGCUGUGAAUCAAUGGAGAGAUGAAGUCAACAACUAUUCAAACAAAGUGGCCAGAUACUGUGAUCUCUUAAAUGGUAAGCAGAAUGAAAUCUCCAACACCAGAAGCCAUUUGCAGGAGAUUGAUUGCACGCUGCAGCAGUUAUCCCAGAAGCGGACAGCCACUGCUGAAGUGCAGAAGAAGCUCCGAGAUGCCACCCACUUCCUGAGCACCCUGGCUGGAAGAGUGCAGGUGGCCGAGGUGCAGACCAGGAGCAUUCUCUUUUUCGAUCCUCUGAUCACCAUACUGGAGGACAUAUCUCAGCACAUAGACCAGCUCUCAGGGAACGAGAAAUACCAACUUCUCUACCAGCAGGAUAUCAAACCCAUGAUAGACAGGCUGAAGGAAAACAAUCCUAAACUCAAAGCUAUCUGCAACACAGGCGAUGGGCAGUUUUACUAAGAGCUUCCCCUGUACUGUUAGUGCUUUACGCUGUUUGCAUUUCUCAUUUAAGAUGUCAUAUCUAAUUGAUUAUUUUUGUGGAAAUUAGGCUUUUGUGAAAAGCUGAGUAACUUUGCAACAGUUAGCAGUGCAGGUUUAAGUUAUAAGUAGGGGUUCAGAUUUUCGAGGGAUUUUUUAAUUGCGUAGAAUUAUUUAAUGAAAAAAAUGGUGAAAUUAGGUUAGUUUUAAGGAUGUCAAAUUCCCAAAUACUGUAAUAAGUGGCUGUGUCUUGGUAUUGAUGUCAUCUUGAUCAAUAUGAAUUGGUAAGGGGAAUAACUUUUAUACUUGGGAUUGUAAUCGGUGUGUGGAUUUUGUUCUUGUUUGUUGCUGUUUCAAUCUCAGUUGUCUUGAUUCAUAUGAUGUGUUCACACUCAUUGAAUCAUUCUAGAUAGCUGUGUUUAUAUUGAGCGUUCAUUCUGUGAUCUUCUGAAUGCCCUGAGGAAGGCUUGAUUUGCCUUGCAGUUUGUCUCACCAAAGUUUUUUGAAAUCUCAAUGUUUGUUGUUCAGGAUGUGAAAUAAAGCAAAUUGAAUGACCAA
Molecule: messenger RNA, 2335 nt
Organism: Acipenser ruthenus (sterlet)
Lineage: Eukaryota; Metazoa; Chordata; Actinopteri; Acipenseriformes; Acipenseridae
Product: mRNA export factor GLE1-like
Exons: 4
Coding region: 155-1759 (534 amino acids)
Source: RefSeq, a predicted model, not a curated record